Molecule: messenger RNA, 238 nt
Organism: Papaver somniferum (opium poppy)
Lineage: Eukaryota; Viridiplantae; Streptophyta; Magnoliopsida; Ranunculales; Papaveraceae
Product: cytochrome c oxidase subunit 5C-like
Exons: 1
Coding region: 47-238 (63 amino acids)
Source: RefSeq, a predicted model, not a curated record
AUCAAAAUUUCUCACAAAAAAAGCACUCUUCAACUUGUGAGAUCCAAUGGCUGGCGGUAGAAUUGCUCAUGCAAAUUUGAAGGGACCUAGUGUGGUCAAGGAGAUCUGUAUUGGGAUCGCUCUUGGUUUGGUUGCUGGUGGUACGUGGAAGAUGCAUCACUGGAAUGAGCAAAGAAAAGUGAGGUCAUUUUAUGAGUUGCUUGAAAAGGGUGAGAUCGGUGUUGUUGCAGAAGAAUAG